Messenger RNA from Gastrolobium bilobum, 1413 nucleotides. RefSeq names its product calcium uniporter protein 2, mitochondrial-like. NCBI's taxonomy places the organism in Eukaryota, Viridiplantae, Streptophyta, Magnoliopsida, Fabales, Fabaceae. Bases 45 to 1073 code for a protein of 342 amino acids. Gene Ontology annotation, molecular function: uniporter activity; calcium channel activity. The record is from RefSeq and is a predicted model, not a curated record. Gene Ontology annotation, biological process: calcium import into the mitochondrion; mitochondrial calcium ion homeostasis. Gene Ontology annotation, cellular component: uniplex complex; mitochondrial inner membrane. The transcript has 2 exons.
UAUUCGCUACAAUUUUCUCUCUUUCUCUUUCAUUCACCAAAUUCAUGGCGUUCAAGAAAACUCUUGCCCAACGCCUCCUCAACAUCACCAAAAUGUCGUCACAAACGCUCACCAAUUGUCGCAUUUCCUAUUCCUCUGUUCGUGCGAGGACUUCUCCGAGGGCGAGCGAGCCUGACAUUGCUCCCAAUCCCGGAGAUGAUGGCCUAUUCCUCAGGUUCCUUCACAAGAGACCCGUGUUUCAGCCGGAGCUCCGCUCGCCCCAGCUCGCCGGAAACCUCGUCGACAAGCUGAGGGAUAUGGAUAAUGCCCGGAACCGUAUCCGGUUGGAAGGGUUGAAACCGCCGGCGGAGAAGCCUAAUGGAAUGAAGGAGGGAAUGACGAUCGAAGAUGCAAGGAAAUUGCUAAAGGCAGCACAGGUUGAGUUGGUGAAAUCGAGGUUGAUGGAGACCCGAAAGAGCUCCAUAACGUUUUCGGAGUUCAUUCGGAUCUGCUCCGAGAAUUCUUCGGAUCAGGAUCAAGCCGUUAGGAUCGCAAAGACGCUGGAUGAUUCUGCGGCUGUGAUUGUAUUGGGAGAUGUUGUGUUUCUCAGGCCCGAUCAGGUGACAAAAACAAUUCAAGGUCUGCUUCCUGUACCGGGAGCCAAGGUGCACGAUUCAGUGAGAAAAGAGUUUGAAGAAAUGGAGAAGAAGAAAUCAAUCAUUGACAACAGAGCUGACACCUUGGUUCGUCGUGAGCUGUGGGGAGGGUUGGGUUUCAUGAUGGUGCAAACAGUGGCAUUCAUGAGGCUCACGUUUUGGGAGCUUACAUGGGAUGUGAUGGAACCCAUAUGCUUCUAUUUGACCUCAAUGUACUUCAUGGCUGGCUACACCUUCUUCCUCAAGACCUCAAAAGAACCUUCUUUUGAAGGUUUCUACCAAGCCCGUUUCAGCUCCAAGCAGAAACGCCUUAUGAAGCUUCACAAUUUUGACAUUGAAAGGUAUAAUGAGCUCAGGGCUGCUUGCUCUCCCACCACACCUCCAAAGUUUGAUUCGUCCUUUGCUCUCCCGUUAGACAUUUCUUCCCAACAUCAUUGAUAUGGAAGAUAAUUGACCUUAAAAAAAAUAAAGAUAUGGAAGGUCCUCAGCAAUGUUCAUAUUCACUGACUGCAGAAUAUAGCAAAUAUCUGCCCCCUAAGUAUCAAAUUUGGGGUUGACAGCCCCUCCAUCGUUUUUAGGUUAUCAGUUAAAGCCGUAGGAAAAAUAUCAUUUAAAUAUCACAUAAUUACAUGUUUACGGUGAGUUAGAAUUACAUGCGGCUUUGUGUAGAACGGAUGCAGAGUGUACUUCCCAAUUUUCCUUUAUUAAAUAUCACAUAAUUACAUUCAUUGAUGAAACUUGAAAGAAAAUCAAAUUUAUGUCAUCCUCAAGCCAAUCU